Molecule: messenger RNA, 997 nt
Organism: Beta vulgaris subsp. vulgaris (sugar beet)
Lineage: Eukaryota; Viridiplantae; Streptophyta; Magnoliopsida; Caryophyllales; Amaranthaceae
Product: BURP domain-containing protein 5-like
Exons: 2
Coding region: 130-951 (273 amino acids)
Source: RefSeq, a predicted model, not a curated record
UUUCUCAUAACAUAUAUUUAUCAUUUAUCUGUUUGAAUUUUCUUUUUGUAGCAGUUGGCUUUCCCACUUAGCAAUGGAGCUCCGUCACCUGAAGAAAUAUAUUGGAAAAUUAAAGUAGGCGAUAUCCCUAUGCCAAAACCUUUGAAGGAUAGCUUGCAUCUAGGGCCAAAUGAAAGAGUUGUGAAACUCAACUCGAAUUACAAACAGGAUUUUGGUACACAUGAAGCUCUAUUGUAUGUUUGGGGAGGACAAGUUAAUAAAACUCAAAUUCCGCAAGAUGGUCGAGUGAUAUAUUUCAAAGAUGAUAUAUUGUCAAAAGUAGGAGUUAAAAUGAAGUUGCACUUCAAGAAAAUCAAUAUUGAAGCCAAGUUUUUGCCAUUGCAUGUUGCAAAAAUCAUGCCUACUACAUCGGACAAAUUUCAAGUGAUCCUAAAUCUUCUUUAUGUGAAUCCUAAAUCAAUUUUAGCUCAAGAUAUCGAGUUGAUGAUGAAAAAAUGUGAAGAAAAAGGUGUCAAAGGUGAGAUAAGGAAUUGUGCUAAUUCAUUGGAAGGUAUGGUUGACUAUGUUACGUCACUAUUAAAUUUUGAAAAAAAUAAGUUGGUUGUAGCGUCCACGGAGGAGGAUUAUUGUAUCCUUUUGGAAUACACUAUUCAAAAAGUACAACUAUUAGGAAGUCACAGUGUGGUAUGUCAUAAAAUAAGGAAUCCAUUUGCUGUGUUUCUUUGUCAUAGCAUAAAGAAUACUAAUUUAUACAAUGUUUCUUUGGUUCGCGAUAACGGGAAGCAAACGGCGGCAUUUGCAAUUUGUCAUAAGGACACUUCUUUUUGGAAUCCAAGACAUUAUGCCUUUGAGUUUCUUAACACCAAGCCGGGUGGGAAGCCUAUAUGUCAUUUUGUUUGUGCAGAAGCAAUAGUUUGGUAUAGGCUGCCAAAAAAUAAAGGCAAUGAAUAAGGAGUGUGUCUUAAGUAUAAACACCAAGCUGGGUGAGAAGCAUAUA